AUGUCAAAUUUUAUACGCUUACUUCCAAAAGUACCCAUGAUAUUCUCAUCCACCAUCGAUUAUUAUCGUUACGGACCACCACAACCAUCAUGGGACUUGAAGUUUUAUUUGACGUUGAGACUUUUAAAAGAUAUGCUUAAAUCAGCUGCCAAUAUAACUAUCGAAGAUGCUCAAAAAAUAACUACGAGCAAUAGUGCUAUCGAUAAUGGUAUACUUGUAGAUGAGCUGUCAUUGUCAAAUUCACUUCGUAAAAAAUCAGAAGUUUACAUUGAUGAGAUCUUGAAAGAUUAUAAUCAUGUGCUUCUUGAUGAUUGGAAAAGUGUUAAUCUUGGGAAUGGUUUAGAAUGUGAAUGGAUUUACGUUAAGGAAGAAGUGAGAGGAGAAGAAAACAACAAUAAAAAGAAAAAAUAUGAUAAGGUUAUUUUGUUCUUACAUGGUGGUGGAUAUCUUUACGGUUCUGCUGGUUCUCAUCGUAGCACUACUUCUAAAAUUGCAAAAUCUACAAAUGCAAGACUAUUUGCAAUCAAUUAUAGACUUGCACCACAAAAUCAAUUUCCUGCAGCUUUACACGACUCAAUAACUGCCUACAAUUAUCUUAUUGACCCACCAAAAGAUGCCGAUUUUCUACCAAUCGAACCUAAAAAUAUUGUAAUUAUGGGUAACAGUGCAGGUGGUGGUCUAACACUGGCAACAUUGCUUGCUAUACGUGACUCAAAGGGAUCAUUACCUUUACCGGCUGGAGCUGUUGUGUGGUCACUAUGGGCUGAUUUAGCUAAGACGACGUCAUCAAUAAUAGAUCCAGGAUGUGAUGAAACAGAUUACAUGACAAAUGAACCUUUUCAUAAUCGAAUAUCUCCUGUGUGGGAAGAAUUUGAACGAAAAGCAAAUGAAUUAUCAGAAAAAAUCCAAUUAAAUGUUGAUAAUAAACCAAGAUUUUGGCAUAAAUCAUUUGAUCGUGAUGGUCGUUUACACCAUUAUGUGUCUAAUGAGGGAUUGGCAAUUCCAUACGUUUCUCCAUUACUUGCCGAAAGUUUAGGUGGUUUGCCACCAAUAUUAGUGCAAGUAGGUGAUGUAGAAAAAUUAAGAGACGAGAGCAUUUACCUGGCUUACAAAGCUUCCAAUCCAGAAAAAUACAAUUUACCUUAUUACAAUGCUAAAAAGUUUGAAAAGUCGCCUUAUAAAACACCUACAAAAGUUGUUCUUGAGGUUUAUGAAGAAAUGCCUCACGUCUUCCAAAUAGCCUUUAAACGAACAGCUGAAUUUAUUGAACAAUUAUCAUCAGGCGAAGAAGGGAGGAAAGAAAUAAAAGUUUUACGUGUGACAGGUAAAGGUGAAAUUAUUGAAGAGUUGAAAGAGGAACAUUACAAGACACUUGAAUGGAAAGAUGUUGGUAUUGUUCCAUCUAAUGCCAGAAACAUUUAUUGUGUUAAGCUAAACAAUUGA
This is a messenger RNA of Entrophospora sp. SA101, 1443 nucleotides long. NCBI's taxonomy places the organism in Eukaryota, Fungi, Glomeromycota, Glomeromycetes, Entrophosporales, Entrophosporaceae. The record is from the annotation of a GenBank genome assembly.